Messenger RNA from Helicoverpa zea (corn earworm), 4944 nucleotides. It is a transcript of the gene FDL, whose product is annotated as probable beta-hexosaminidase fdl. The transcript has 5 exons. Gene Ontology annotation, cellular component: membrane. Gene Ontology annotation, biological process: ganglioside catabolic process; glycosaminoglycan metabolic process; carbohydrate metabolic process. The coding region runs from base 867 to 2753 and encodes 628 amino acids. Gene Ontology annotation, molecular function: beta-N-acetylhexosaminidase activity. The record is from RefSeq and is a predicted model, not a curated record. NCBI's taxonomy places the organism in Eukaryota, Metazoa, Arthropoda, Insecta, Lepidoptera, Noctuidae.
UCGUACUUACUUAUCUCAUAAUAACAACAAAUAAUUGAAAUGAUUCGUCGUGUUAUUUUGUUGAAAGAUUGAUGUAAUAGCUAAUUAACAAUCCGUAUUGUUUUUCAUAAUAUUAUGCUCUCAGACAGUAGCAGCAGGUCAUCUGGCAGCUUCGCGCGGCUUUAUCUAUCGUUCGUUCGCCGGUCGCACACUCUUCUCUACGCAAUAAAUAAACGAUUGCACUCGCGUGCUCGUAGUGGGCGCUUGGUUAUUUUCUAAAUAGAUUUUGUUUAUAUUUUUGUAAAUAGUGGCGGCAGUAUUCUUAUUAAGAAAGAGUCGUGUUUGAUAUUUGGUAAAACAUAAAUAAAAAAAAACUUUCACUUUACCAAAGAUUUCGUUCUCUAUUUCUGCGGUAGGAUCUCUGUGUCAAAUGUCAAAACCUAUUUUUGUUGUUUUCAAUGUACUGACGUGAUUUUUAUUUUUAUUUGUAAAAUGGACAUUUUUGAAAGUUAAAUAAGUGAAUAACGAUCUUACUACUAAACAAAAACAAGUGUUAAUUGGUGCAAUACAAAAUGAAUUGUGUACGCUCGAGAGUUCCUGAAUAAUUCGCAAUUUCUAAAUCGGGGUGUUUAGUCCGUCUUCGGUUUCUUUCUAUUUUACAAUCUACUCGUGUAGGUGUGGAGAUUUAAGUGUCUGUGUACGUUUAUUCUAAUUACCAGGAAACAAGUUCGUGGAUUUGAUUAUAACCACCGAUAUACUUGAGAUGAACAUCGGAAUGCGAAUUCAGUUACAUUUAACAUAGUUGAUGCACGUGCGAAGACUAUCCACGAACCACAUUGACAUUGUAUGAUAUACAUAAAUGUAAUGGACCGUAGCUAGGAUCGGGAAUGAAGUGGUGGGGCGAGACGCUAGGACGCGGCGCGUCGGCGCAGUUGUCCCGAGUGGCCCGCAUGCGGCGCGCACUGCUCCUGUUAGCAGCGGCGGCGUGCACGGCGGCCGCCCUGCUGUAUUGGAGACAGCAGAGCGAUGACCGCGCGCACCGACCGCUGCACGCGCUAUAUGCAGGUGUCGAACCACAAUGGAGCUGGGUAUGCCGCAACUUACGGUGCGAGAGGCUACUCGCGUCGGAGACGUCGACGCUGCAGUCACUGCCGACGUGCAACAUGCUGUGCGACAGCACGCAGCUGUGGCCGCAGCCCACCGGGCCCGUCAGCCUCGCCACCGCCGUGCAGCCCGUGCGCGCCGACGGCUUCAAGCUGCAGAUCAUAGCGUCGCCGUCGCGUGACGUCUCCGACCACCUCAGCGAGGCCUUCGAGCUGAUGCGCGAAGACAUGCGAGCACUCGAGCGCAGCGCCGGCGACCACCGGCCGGCCGACUACGGCGCCCCGCGCGACGUGCACGUGCGCGUCGCCAUCAACGGCAGCGCCGACCCGCGCAUGCGCCUCGACACCGACGAGAGCUACAAGCUCACGCUGCGCCCCAGCAGGAAGACUCUAGUGGCCGACAUCACCGCGCACUCCUUCUGUGGCGCCCGACACGGGUUUGAGACCCUAUCGCAGAUAGUGUGGUUGGACCCUUACGCCGGCUCCUUACUUAUAUUGGAGGCCGCCACGGUGGUAGACGCGCCGAGGUUCUCCUACCGCGGGUUGCUCCUUGACACCGCUCGCAACUUUUUCCCAACGGAUGAGAUAUUACGAACGAUAGACGCGAUGGCGGCGUGCAAGCUGAACACGUUCCACUGGCACGUGAGCGACUCGCAGUCGUUCCCGCUGCGGCUGGACAGCGCGCCGCAGCUGGCGCAGCACGGCGCGUACGGGCCGGGCGCCGUGUACUCGCCGGACGACGUGCGGGCCGUGGUGCGUCACGCCAAGCUGCGCGGCGUGCGCGUGCUGCUGGAGGUGGACGCGCCGGCGCACGUGGGCCGCGCGUGGGGCUGGGGGCCCAGCGCCGGCCUGGGCCACCUCGCGCACUGCAUCGAGCUCGAGCCCUGGAGCGCCUACUGCGGCGAGCCGCCCUGCGGACAGCUCAACCCGCGCAACCCCAACGUGUACGAGCUGCUGCAGCGCAUCUACGCCGAGAUCAUCCAACUCACGGAGGUGGACGACCUGUUCCACCUGGGCGGCGACGAGGUGUCGGAGCGGUGCUGGGCGCAGCACUUCAACGACACCGACCCCAUGGAGCUGUGGCUGGAGUUCACGCGGCGGGCGCUGCACGCGCUGGAGCUGGCCAACGGCGGGCGGGCGCCGGAGCUGGUGCUGCUGUGGUCGUCGCGGCUGACGCGCUCGCCGUACCUGGAGCGGCUGGACUCGCGGCACCUGGGCGUGCAGGUGUGGGGCUCGUCGCGCUGGCCGGAGUCGCGCGCCGUGCUGGACGCCGGGUUCCGCGCGGUGCUGUCGCACGUGGACGCGUGGUACCUGGACUGCGGCUUCGGGUCGUGGCGCGACAGCUCGGACGGGCACUGCGGGCCGUACCGCUCGUGGCAGCAGGUGUACGAGCACCGGCCGUGGGCGGAGGAGGCGGGCGCGGGCUGGCGCGUGCAGGGCGGGGCCGCGUGCCAGUGGUCGGAGCAGCUGGCGGCGGGCGGGCUGCACGCGCGCGUGUGGCCGCGCGCGGCGGCGCUGGCGGAGCGGCUGUGGGCGGACCGCGCGGAGGCGGCGGCGCCGGACGUGUACCUGCGCCUGGACACGCAGCGCGCGCGGCUGCUGGCGCGGGGCGUGCGGGCGGCGCCGCUGUGGCCGCGCUGGUGCUCGCACAACCCGCACGCCUGCCUCUAGCGCGUGACGCACACCUACACAACUAGGUACAUAAUAAAACGUGUUACAUAGCUAGGCUGAUGAUGUAUGUGAUAAGAGACUGUAACUUAUUCAAAUGUAUCGAUGUAAGACGAAAUGUCCUAUCGAGUGUUCGCGAACGCAACAGAUCUGUUCCGCUGUGGAUCAUAAUAUAGAAUCACUUAGGUGUUUGAAUUAAUUCGCAUUUUAUAAAGUGUUGAGCUUCUCUUUUCUAUAAAAGUUGCUUUGUUUCUGUAAUCAAUCGUUUUUUAAUAAAAGUUACAUUUUGUGUAGAUGAAUCUUAAAUCGAUUAUUGAAGUUUGUAAGUGAAAUUAUUAAUAAGUUAAAAUUAAGUGAAAUUGUUUAAAUUGAAUAUUAUUCGGUCAGGGCUAGUGAACUCUGGUAAGGUACCGUAAUGGACCUGUUCGCUGUAGUUACAAUGAAACAAUCCAGAGAAUUAAUAAUAAUAACACUUAUACUGGGCUUAAAAUCCAGUAACUACAAACUCAUUAAAAUAAGUUGCCAAUUUGUUAAUUUUGUUAGUAAUAAGGAUAACAUUUUUAGACAUUUACUAAAACAAUAACACAAGGAAAAAUACUGACUUUAGCCGGCAUCACACAGUUCUGUGAAAUUCAAUUGAGUAAUUUAUUUUUAACAAAUCGAAUCUUUCAAAACAAAUCAGAUACAUUCAGAUACGCGCAUAGGUACUUCUAAUGUCGAAUUCACAAUCCUGGGUUUACCAGAACAUCAAGAAACUAGUUGUUGAAAAGAUUUUUUCAAUAUUAAUAAAAUGGCAAAUGGCGUAUAACACGCAACUCAGUUUCACCAACUGUGUUCACCAACAUUAACAGACGCAAUCUACCUAAACGCACACGCUACUCACAAUCAUUAAGUAGAUACUGAAAAUUGUUUUAUUAUUAUUAUAGAAAGUUAAUAGAUGCAUAGAAAAUGUAAUAUUUGAAUGUUUGUGUUAUUGGUGAAUGUUAAUCUAAGUAACAUAACUUGUGAAUCUGUUUCUUUUUUAUAAAGGUGCGUCUAGACUUGAUAUGUUACUGUGCAAAAUGUGUGCAAACAUUUUGAAUAGCACCAUGGCUCAGACAUAGAUUGCUCGGCCAUCAGUGUAAGUAAAUAUUGUUGUAAUGAACAGGCAGUUUUGUUGCCAACAAUGCAGCCACAAAUUGCACAGAAAUGUAGCACGUUUAGUUGUUGAUCCUCGACCACGACGAAAACAUUUUGAUAUAUGCAAUCAAAAGCUUAUAAAAAGUUCAACAAAACCUAAAACCAAUAAUAUUUUUAAUUUGAUUGUGUAGAAUCUGAUUUCAUAAACCUGAUACUUAUACACAUAAUAAGUACUUCUACAAGCUGUGUUUAUAUUACAUCGUGGAUCUUGCGAUCAUUACCGAUUUAUUGUUAGAUCCAAUCUCAUCAGAAAUCUACUAUAUUUUUACAUUAUACACAUUUAAUAAUUAUUUUUCUUAUUUCCUUUUUAAACUGCAAUCAUAAUUUAAUUUACUAUUGAGAUUUUUUGUAAAUAGAUCGAUUAUUUUGUAUAUUACGAUUACAGUUAUGGUUAAUUUAUUAUGUAGUUAAUGAUACGAUUGAUAUUGAUACGAUUUUUGUUCUGACUGGCUCGUUAACAUUUUGCGUGACUGAGAAAAUAAGGAUCAAGGCACACUGACAUAGUAAAAACUUUAUUUAUUCUAUGUAUAAAGUUGAUAUUAUAAUUCGUACGCUAUGUAAUAUUUAGGCUAUUAAUACGUUGUCGUCGUUGUUGCUUCUGGUCGUCAGUGCACUUUGAGCCUUAUCGGCAGUGGAUGUAAAUCUCACAUAAUGUGUCAACAUUUAAUUUAGGUAAUUAGGUACUGAACAUAAAAUACACAGCCACAAACGUGGCAUUUAGACACGAUGCUAACCCGCUCCGGUCACGAAGGUAGCGCAGUGGUCACGCCUGCAUGCUAUUGUACGACGCAGCAUGUAAUUCAGAAUAACUAGAUAAUAGUAAUGUAAGUUCGCCAGUAACAAUCGUCACGAGAUAGACGUUAAGUUGAACGCAUUGUGUCAAUGAGCGAGACUUCAUUCCUUCGUUAAAUGUGAUGAGUAAACUGGCACAAUUUUGUACAUUUUGUAUGUAAUGUUUGGUGCUAUAGUGAUUUUCGUGGUGUACUUCUAUGAAUUAAAGAAAAUAUGAAAAUAA